AUGGCAAAACCUGAGCCCAUGGAGAUGAUCCACGAAACUUGUUUUAAACCGAGGACGCCGGUCAUGGUUGGACCGGCAGCUGAAAUCAUGAUGUUUACUGUCAAGCCGAAAAACAAGACUACUCAGGACCGUGACGUGCCCAUGGUUCAGCCAGGACGGUCCGCCUCCAUGAAAGCUGCCAUCACCAAAAAGACGAGCGUCCGGAUACGGAACUGGGUGAAGAGAUCCAACAGCAGCGGAGAGAUAGUUUCUAGAGGCCCAAACAGUUCGUGGCCAGAGAUCACGCAUCUUGGCGGUGGCCGUGUCAACGACGAGCAAAAUCCCAUCACUGAGCCGAGCCCUAUACCGCGAAGCCGAGCAGUCUCUGCGGACAGUAGGCGAACUCAGUGGCUCGACUUUUAUUCGCAAGAUGUGACAUGCUCGCGGCUGCCAUCAGCAAAUCCGCCACCGAGACAAGCAUCCUUGACGGGGAUACGUCCUCCUGACAGGGAUGCUGUCGACCUCCGUCCCCUUCCGCUUCGAGUUUCGUCACUAGAACGGAAAGGCGAGCCCUCCCCGAUGCUGACACGGAAAGGCUCCAUGUGGAAGGCGCUUCCAGUUCUCCCUUCUCAAAAGCAGAACGUGGACCUGUCCACUGAGUCUGCAGAUGUUGAAAAGCUGAUGGGAAAGAUCAUGCUGGACAGCCCCUCGCUGCCGACAGGGAGUAAUGACAAAACUGCUACCCAGGCGCUUGAUCCCAGAACCAUACUCCCAAAUACCGUCUAUACAGCCACCCCGGUGACAGGGCUAAGAACGCCGCCACCGACACCAGAUAGUGCAAGCGGCAGCACAGCAACGGCGAUUACCAUCACCAGACCGAUGGGCAGCGAUAGCACCGAGGAACUUCCGGCCCGAAAAUACUCGGUACAUCUCUCUCGCCCGAAAUACAGUCUCCAGGAGCGCAUGUGGCUCCAUCGAAACUACCGUGGCGAAGCACCCUUCCUCGCAGCAUGGGGACUGGAUAUUGCUUCUCAGCAGGAUCGAGAGGAAGGUGUGGGUAUAGUGAAGGAGUUGAUGCUGGAAGAGAGUAAGAGACCAGGGUAG
Messenger RNA from Podospora anserina S mat+, 1083 nucleotides. RefSeq lists its product as uncharacterized. Lineage: Eukaryota; Fungi; Ascomycota; Sordariomycetes; Sordariales; Podosporaceae. The record is from RefSeq and is a predicted model, not a curated record. The transcript has 2 exons. The coding region runs from base 1 to 1083 and encodes 360 amino acids.